This is a messenger RNA of Chroicocephalus ridibundus (black-headed gull), 8102 nucleotides long. It is a transcript of the gene STN1, whose product is annotated as STN1 subunit of CST complex. Bases 256 to 1170 code for a protein of 304 amino acids. The transcript is spliced from 10 exons. Lineage: Eukaryota; Metazoa; Chordata; Aves; Charadriiformes; Laridae. Gene Ontology annotation, biological process: telomere capping. Gene Ontology annotation, molecular function: single-stranded telomeric DNA binding. Gene Ontology annotation, cellular component: CST complex. The record is from RefSeq and is a predicted model, not a curated record.
CAGGUGGAUGUUGUCGGGAUAGUGGUUCAAACGAAAGAGAGAGAUGCCUUUUAUAAUUAUGGAGCGGUUCCUGGUUUGAGCUUUCAGGCUACCUGCCAGGGUGCCUCUCCCCAGCCUGCCCUCCCUUUCAAGCAGGCUGACUCCGCCAGCGUAAAAUUGAAUGUGCAGCUAAGCCACUGGGCAACAGGAAGGCAAGACAAUGAUAUGAAAUUGGACCCCCCCAAAUAGGGAGGUUGUUUCAAAACAUGUGAGACAAUGCGAAGGCAUUUUGCUUUGAUGCUAUGGUUCCCAGAGGAAGCGACUGCAGUGGAUGAUAGUACUGGAGUUAUAAAUUGUGUCUGCUGGAAAAAUCCCAUGGUAGCAGAAACACUUUUAUCAGGUCGUCCAAGCACACCCAGCAGCCUUACUGUGCUUGAACAGAUGAAGAAACUCCAAGAAAUGGUGAGCCAGAAAACCAAGCUGGAGAUUGGGGAUGUUGUCAGGGUCAGAGGUCACAUCCGAACCUACAGGCAACAAAGAGAAAUUCAGGCUUCAUGUUUUUAUAAAGUGGAUGAUCCUGUGUGCGAUGUUCAGAUUUCAAGAAUGAUGGAGCUCCCCUGUCUCUAUAGAGAAGUUUAUGAUAAACCUUUCCAAAGGCCCGAGGAGGGACAGAGUGGGCUGGAGGGUCAGAAUUUCUCAAUCAACAUGCUGCAUGAGAAAGUGAAAAGCUUUCUAUUAGAAAACAAAAUUCAGACCUUUUACCAACAGGAGUUGGAAACAAUUGAUACUCUGGUGUCGCUGGCUGGUGUGCAUCUACCCAGCCCCAGCUGUCAGGAGGUUAAGUCAAAAAAGGACUCCAGUUCCAAAAGGAUUCACAGUGUUUUUAAGGAAGCAAUAAGGAUGCUACAAGAAAAAGGGGUGGUUUUCCAGAAACCUAGUAGCUCUAAGGACUUAUACCAUGUGACUGACCAUGAUAAGGAGUUGCUUAAAGUGACCCUUGAUGUGAUUAAAGAAGACUGUCGAAAACCCAGGCAUGCUGAAAAAGGUUGCCAUUUCCUUCAUGUUCUGAGCUGCGUUCGGCAGAGCUACAACCCCUCUCUGGCUGAAGUGGUGAUGCACCGUGUCUUGGAACUGCUGGAGAGUAACAGUGAUGUUGUCAGUACUAUGGAAGGGUAUUACAUGGCUUUUUAAAGAGAUGAGAUCGUUUUGGUCCAUUCAGGAUAAAGGAUGGAAGAAGGAGUGGUUGUGUGACCCUGAAAAGCUGCUGUUACCUGGUAUGAUCUAGAUGGGGGGAAAAAAAAGCAUUCUGAUUUUCCAAAUGCUGUUUUUGCCCAGCUCCUGAGAAGUUGUCCAAAUACGAGUUUUAAUAUUCUUGCUGACUUCCUUGCUAUUCCUUGUGAAAGUUGUAUCAAGCUGAUUCUGGAUAUCCGAAUACAGCAGGGGAGCUGGAAAAGAAACUGGGCUGCUUCUCUGCAGUAAGAUGUGACGUGGUUGUCCUCGCAUUUACAUCCAGUGAGCCCUAAAGAAAAGUCACUGCUAAAGAGCGCUGUUUACAGCAGUGGUCACAUCAGGACUUGUUUUUCUGCCUUAAAGACUGAUCUUGUGAUCUUUCCAUAUGGUAAUAGCUAUGGAUCUUUCUUUUUAUGUAUACUUUAUAACAGUUAGAGAAACGACGUGCAAGCAAACGUUCAAAAGAUUUGCCUGUCCUUCCUGGCCGCGUUAGUGUACCAAUGUCUGUAAAUAUGUAUUCCUGAACGUGCACAGCUUUCCCACUACUAAAGCAGUCCUCACCUUUCUAUGAAAAGUAAUAUUCAGGAAUGGGGUCCUGCAUCCUUUCCCUAUCCUGCAACCUUGCCCACCGCUUGUCAAGCGUGGCUGGCUUCCCCUGGCUACUGUGUGCACUACUGACAUAUUCUGUUGUGGAUUCUGUUCAGACUAGAAUUCUCAGAAACAGCCACCAUUUUUCUGUUUAUUUUUAAAUUGCUUCCUACAUCACAAAUGGUAAACUGUAGGUCAGAUGCUUUGGAAAAGAAAAUAUGAAAGCCAGCAAGACCCUUUGUAAUCUCUGUGCUCCCUGUUGCCUUUUGUGUCUUCUGUUUCUUGUCAACUUUGGCGAAAAAUACUAUCCCUAUCUGUGGUUGCAGAGGAACACAAGACAUCGAUGAAAUAACAUUAGCCUAAACAAAGUUACCAUGCAAGACGUUUGAUCUGGAAUAAUCAGGACUCUGUUACGUGCCACAGUUCAAAGCCUGGAGCUGUUCAAUAUUUAUCCUUAGAGAGGGCUUGCCACUGCAAGGGCUUGUCUGUUUAAUUAAUCUAUUUAAUUAAUAGUGUGGAGGUGGGACGUUUAACUUAAAAAGAAUAGAAAGGAUUGAAUGCAUCCGUCCUCUUUCCUCUGCAGCUUCCCUGUAACAGUUGAAAUAGCAGACUCCCAGGAGGCAGAUGUAGUGGUAAAGCCCUAUAAGGAUUGACAUAGCAGGGGAAAAUAAACGAUAUGCAUGAGGAAAGCCAGUGAGUAGCCCCACGUGUGCCAGGUCUCUGGUUUGUUGUUAUAUUAUAUGCCUCAUUCCAAGCCCUGGCUGCAGUGAGGUAUAGGCUAAGAGAAAAGCAUGACAAAAUAUUUGGCAUUUGCAUCCAGAGGCCUGUGGAAAACUGGCUUUAAAGAGAUGGUGUGCUUGUCCAUAGUGGAGAACUAUGCAUGAAUCAUUCCUUUGCUGUAAAUUACCUACUUGCUGUAGGGCUUAAUAGUUGGUUUCCCUGCAGGCUGCCCUACUCCUAGUGUUGCUGCUCUGUUUUGAGUUGGGUACCUUCUAGUCAGAUCUUAAUAUGGGCCUGAACAUGUGAAAGGAUGUCCCUGUGCAGAAGGAAAUAAGAGAAGAGGAGGAUUAAGAAAGAAUUGUAGAAGUCUUCCCCUGUUCCUGCCCCCCCCCCCCAACGUCUCUAGAAAGCAGGGAAAGGAGUCCAGAUUCUGAGUGAAGUGGUACUGAGGGGAAUUGCAACUUUAUGCCUACAAAAUGGUCUGGUUGGCCACAGGGGAGAUAGCUUCUCAGAUUCCUGCUCUGAUUACUGAUAAGUUUGAAGUAAUGCUUAAAAACAAAGGCUGUCUUUUGGAGUAUCGAUUCCUAAAUUCAGAAUCGUAUCAGGAGUUAACCAUAUAUUAGUGUUUGAUUACGGGCAAGUCACCUACUUGGCAUGAAUUUGAGGUUAUUUUAAAGGAAAGUAUGUGGUAUCUUGGACCAUAUGGAAGAGCACGGCAUCUAAUUUAAGAGACUGACUUGGCCAUUUUCUUGAAAAGUCCUAUAUUGGCAGAAACUGAUUUUGCUGGGAAAGGGUUAAAAGAACACUGCUAGCUCAGUAGGAAAGGUGAUCUCCUCUCUCAGGUUAGAAGAGAGAAAGACUCUGGUUCUCCUGAGGGUGUAAUCCAAGUGUGUAGGCUGGGUGAGUUUUGGAAGGAGCUCUGCACAGCUGAAUCUUGGAGGAAAAGAUAGUGUGGAGAUCAUAUUGCUCUUUAGGAUCUCUCUAAAAUUCAUACCAAAAUAGGAUUACAUCUUUGUCCUUUACAGCUUGGAUAGUCAUACACACAGCAUCUAAUGUGUUCUGUUGCCUCCAUCUUCGAUGCUGCACUUCCUGUGUUUUAGAUACGUUUCUGUGUGUAAAGUCUGCCUAAAACCUCAUGCCACCUGUUUUCUAUGCAUUGGAGGUUGAUGCAGACACAAACUAUCUUCCCUCUUUGUUCUGCCCCUGUUGCAAUUUAAAAGCAUUGACGAACUGCAAAGCAUCAGAGAUGAGGUUAGGAAGAAUUCAUCUUGGAAAGAUGGAUAAGUGACUGUGGGGGAAAAAAAACCCAAACCUGUCCUUAGAAGUUUUAAGUUGUUCCUUGCUGGCAGUGCAGGACUCUUGUCAUCGAGGGUGCAUUCUGUUGGAAAUUGCUCCCCAAGAACAGAAAAAAGGGAUUUUUCUCACUAGAGUUAAGUCAGGGAAAUAGGAAUGAACAUAAGGGAGCCUACAGUUUUUACAAGAGUGGAAGGUUAAAGUAAAAUCAAUGGAGGAGCCUAGAUUUGUUACACAGAUUGUUAUUCUGAAGAACUGUACAGAACAGUUGUGCCUCAAGCUUGCAUGCUUUAUUUUUUCCAUGCUAGCCACCCAACACAGACAAACACUUACUCUGGUUGAGUGCAUUCCCUCUCUUGUACCUACAGGGAAUAGCGUAUGCAUAUGCCUGCACAGAAGUACCCCAGCUAGCUGUGGGAGCACAGGGCUCACUGUAGGUUGAUUUACCCAUUUCCUCAGUAUCUCUACAGUAUGCUUCUGUGACAGCAGUCUAGACAUACCCAUAUUGGUAUAAGUCACCUUUAUGUAAGUCUGUCUACACACACUAGGGCUUUUACUGCUAAUAAACUGUCUCUCUGUUUAAAGAUCAUAUCCUUAACCAAGAGAGUCAUAUCAUGCAGACUGUUAAAAUUCUUAGACCUAGACCACACCUACAAAAUAUUGUGCGGAACAUUCAGUGAAAGCGCGCUUUCUUGUUUUGUUUAAUUUGAAAACUUGUUAGGCAACACAAUUAUUACUGGUUUAUUAAAGGACGUUGAGGGUGGCACUUUAAUGUAAAACUGACAAGUGAGAAUUCAUGUUGUAGGACUGCUUCAUGGCCAGUUCCAGUUUCCAUAGAAACAGUUACGGCAGUAAAAGGCGGGUAAGUAAAAUGGAGUUUUUUAAAAGCAGGCAGCAUUUUUUUGUUACCUUAAAAAGGUAUGUUUCCAUAGAAAUGCAGCGCCUGAGAACAAAAAUUACAAAGAAAACUUAAUAUUCCAUUCUAGCAAAAUGGAAGGUGAUUGCUUUUCUGGUGAGGAAAUGAAGGAACAACUCUACCUUCAGUCCCUGCUAUCUGCUUAGGAGGGAGAAGAGAUCAGGUUGCUUCAUGCCUCAGUUUCCUUCUUUUGUAAACUGGGUAUAAUAUGGUUCCCUCAAUUUUUCUUAAUGUUAGUCAUUAAAAGCUCUAGAGAUCUAUUUGUGAGAGCUGUUAGGGAAGAACUCUGUGGGAGUGGAUGAAUGGAUAGAUCCUGCAGUAGGAUUUCGUUCUAGUCCAAGCCCUGCUUUUGCAAAGAGCUUUAUCUUUUUCCGGCUCUUCCCAUUCAUAUAGCUUUGCCUGUCUUGUAUUUUUGCUCUCCAGGUCCUAUGACGCGAUGAUAGUCUCCUUGUUUUUAUUUGUACCAAAUAUUUUUUCCUGGAAUCCUGUUUCCUCUUACGGCUUCUUAAGUGACUUUUUAAAAACAGAAAUCCAGAUAAAUGAGUUCUGAGUCUUCUUGUUCUCAAGUCUUUGGAUUGUAAAUUUGUACCCAUGAGGGUAUGUAUUUUACACAAGUAACCUGGGAAAUGAAGCUUUUUUUUCAAACUAACAAAUGAAAAAUUUAGACUGGCUAUAUGACUGAAAGCUCUUACUUUUGUGGAUCUGUCCAUACUUGUGUAUUCCAAUGAUGAACACCAUAAAUAGGAGUUGCUAAUUCAUUAUUCAGAAUGAGAAUUAAUCGGUGAGCAGCCAGUGAGGCAUGGAGCCGCAUGGAGAGUUAUGAGACAAAGUACUGAGAAUCUGCUUGUCAAAGAAAUGCAGUUUGGUUUACUUUGGGAGUAAGCCGAUCCUGUGGGGAAAAAGAUGUGCCUAGCAAAGAUUUUUAUCUUUGUACUUACCUCUAAAUGGGAAGGGAGCAAGUUCAGAUCCCAUGGGCAACCUGAAUUUUGAAACUUCCUGUCAGUGCGGUGCUACAUUCUUUAUUGCCAUCUUUCAGCACAGUCUCCAGCCCUCCUGCCCCACCCCGACAGGCUAGCGAGCAAACAAAAGUUCAACCGCAGAGAUAAAAGAAUAGUUAUAAUAAUUGGUUACCAUCGUCCAGGAGCCCCAGCAUUAUAGAAACAUUUUUGUGGAUGUUUGUUGGCAGCAGGGAAAUGCUGAGUCAGGGAUUUUGGGUUUCAUUCCCAGCAGUAUGCCCUGUCAGGCAUGGAGGCUUUCCCCCUAAUUUCUUUCAUCUAUUUCUGCUCUCCACUCUCUCCUCUAAUUGUCAUUUCUCAGGCCCUUCAUGUCAUUCACAGUCUUAUGGUUCAUCUCUGCACCACACAUCCCAGACAACUUUCCUUCCUCUCUACUUUAUUCCCUUUUUCUUUCCUAAUUCAAAUAUCCUUGUAAGCAUCUGACAAUUGAAAGCUUCGGUAUAAUCCCCCUGUCUAGCUGACCUGGCACUUUAACGGCCUGUCCCAUUCCAGCAGGCUGUGCUUCGCUCCUUGUCUAGACACUGACAGAGGCAGAUAUCAUCCUUUUCAGUCUUGAGUUUUCUUCACCAUGUAGUUUGCAGCAGGAAAGAGCUGCAAUUUCAGAAAAAUAACUCUUUGUCCACCCCACCCUCCCAAAGAUCCAGCAGCACCCUCAAAGGUUCUAGUUGUGGUUUUCUUGCAGGUAUCCAAGUGAAAAAUAAAUAUAAUUAAAAAAUAAAACUCUUGUGUCUUGCCCAAACCUGAGCAAGCGCAAGUGGCAAGAGAAGCCAUCUGCCUCUCCCUGCCACUUGCAUGUCCUUGCACAGGUUUCAUUGCAGGCAUGAUCCAUAAAGUUGAUGUGGACUUUUAGUUUGUGUGUCUCCUUUAAGCCGUUUUUUUUCUGACAAAGUGCGAUUAUACUCUGAUGUGAUUACAAUGUGUGUCUGGGCAUUUGUCAGCUGCUUCUGUCUCACCAUCCCAAGUGACUUUAUAAUCUGUUGGCUUGUUAAGAGGUGUGAACGAGCUCUAUGGUCUUGCACAUUUUUAGAAAACAGAUGCACUGAUAGAAGAGGGAAGCCCAAAUUAGUGCCUCCACUAAGGGGAAGGAAGAAACUCAGUCAUAGAACACUAGGGAAACCACACACAAGACAGUCUCAAGGAACCCAUUUUUUGUAACUUCAGCUGCCACAAGAAGUACUUGUUCUGCAAUGCUCUCUUAAGAAAUGACCAGACUGUUUUUCCUGAAGUUUUCGUGCAGAGAUCACCCCAAGGCAGACAUUCAAGAGGGGAAACUGCAAAUCAAACUGUUAAAAUCUGGUAAAGUUACAGCAUCUACAUCAGGGUACAAAGUUGAGUAACUGAUUGUUAGGGAUGCCACCAGCCUGUUCCCACUAAUGUCUUUUAAAUGUGCAAUGGAGACUAUACUAAUCUAGUCACGGUAAUUUACAAGUUGAAACCAGCCCAGAUUAACAAGAUUGCCUGAACGCAAUAUAACCAGGAAUUUGCUAGUGAAAGAAAUAACCUAAAGGAACGAUUUUCAGCAAGUGUUGAACCACUGAACAGUACAGUGCCAAUUAACCUGGCACAACAUGUCCUACAGCUCUUGUUUUAGCUUGCUUUUUGUUAUUGAUUGGAAGAAUGAACGCUCCUUCCCUACCAGCUAGAACUGGAGCUUUCUGCCACCUUAGUUUGGGAUGAACAAGCUGGGAAUCUGCAAGCAUGUAAAGGCCAAAACAUCUGCUCAUCUUGCUUAAAAACUGGAGGGGUGGCUGCAGCUGAACCACUGCUUCCAUAGGAAAUUUAGGCCAAGACAUCUAGUUCGUUGUUCUUUUUAAUUUCCCCAAGUUAAAAGUAAAGCAGAGAGGAGAAAGUCAUCCCACCUCUGCUGUGAACAAGGUAAGAUAAAUUGCAAGUCUUUGUCAGUGCCAAACAGCCAAUAUCAUUAAAUGAAGCAUGUGCCAAGUCUGUUACUGGUCUGAGAAGUUCAUGGAUCCUUGCAGGAAUGGAGACCUCAUCCAAAUAUUAUGGUGACAUUUGGAAAUAGGAGGGAGGAAUCGGUUCCCUCAAAUGUCUUCCUCAACAACAGAGUCGUGCAAGCCCUGCAGGCCUACUGAUUCUAACGUGCUCUUCUUGGCCAGGUACACAAGGCAGUAGGGAAACAAAAGGAGUGCUUGGAGUUCGGUUUUUCUCUUAUUGCCAAAAUUAAGUCACUCAUAUUGAGAACACAGGCGUUGUCCUUGCGUGCAUGUAAAACUCUACGUUGCCGUAAUGUCCACAAAAAAACCCAGAGCUGUAACAAGCCAGCUGGUGUUCUGAAACUGCUGCCUCUACUGCUGACUAAUACUCUCUCAUUGUUUUCUUCCCUCACCUUGUCGUCUUUU